This is a messenger RNA of Aedes albopictus (Asian tiger mosquito), 1784 nucleotides long. Its product is annotated as 2,3-bisphosphoglycerate-dependent phosphoglycerate mutase. Gene Ontology annotation, biological process: glycolytic process. The record is from RefSeq and is a predicted model, not a curated record. NCBI's taxonomy places the organism in Eukaryota, Metazoa, Arthropoda, Insecta, Diptera, Culicidae. The transcript has 4 exons. Gene Ontology annotation, molecular function: intramolecular phosphotransferase activity. The coding region runs from base 576 to 1337 and encodes 253 amino acids.
CGAUUUUCUGUGUACGUCAGCUUCUCACGUACACAUGUUGCUACAGCCCCCAUCAAGUACAAUUCAAAGGCAAACCAAAGGCAUGGUUCGCCCGCCGCCCGCCGCAGUCAGUGCGAGUAAGUAAAACCGCGCGGUAAUCGACGCUAGGUGGAAAUUUUCCCCCCAGCAAAUAGUGCACCAGUGGGAAAAUCCAACCAGGCAGCUUGUGAGUUUGUGCAGUGUGAAAAUUGCAUCAUUUCCGGCUCCAGAGACGUACUUUCAGCCGGUGAAACUACGCAGCAUUCGGUUUGCUUUCGGUAGCCGCCUCUUGAGCGGUACCCACAUAUUGGUGAACGAAUUUUAAUUGGUUAAAUAGUUCGAGAUGGUGUAAAUUUCUUCGCAGCAUUAUCAGCAGAAACGGCUUUGGAAGCUGAGCCUUGAGUUUCGACGAUGAUUAACACUAGUUGAGCCGAGUGGAACUGCGAGUGAUCAAAGUGCAAAAAACUUUGGAACAAAGUUGGAAGACGGUUUUGUGCGCGUCGGAAUAAAUAUCAUUUCCCUUCGGAAAAGGCAGUGCAAGUGCAGUUAACGACAGAAUGGAUAAGAAGUACAGCGUAGUCUUUAUUCGGCACGGCGAGAGCGAGUGGAACAAGAUGAACCUCUUCUGCGGCUGGCACGACGUCGGACUCAGCGAAGAAGGUGAAUGGGACGCACUGGAAAUCUCGGCCGCCUCCCUGAAGCGCGAGAACUUCACCUUCGACGUUGCCUUCACGUCUUGCCUGCGCCGAGCCAACCAAACCCUCGAGGUCGUUCUCCGAGAGCUGAACCUCACCCACAUCCCGGUCCACCAGCUGUGGCGUCUGAACGAACGCCACUACGGUGCCCUGACCGGAUUCAACAAACGUCAGAUGGCCGACAUUUACGGCGAACCGCAGGUCCAGGUGUGGCGCCGUAGCUUCAACGUCCCCCCACCGCCGAUCGAACCGGACAAUCCGUACUACAGUGCUAUUCGGAACAAUCCCAAACUGCGGCACAUUGCCGAGACGGACUUCCCGCUGACGGAAACGCUGGAAACCACCAUGCAGCGAGUGGUUCCGGAAUGGACCGAUACCAUAAUACCGGAGGUGCGCGCCGGAAAGAAGGUCCUGGUUGUGGCCCACGGAACGAGCCUGCGGGGUCUCGGCAAGCAUAUUCAAGAUAUUUCAGAUGCCGACAUCAUGAAGUUCAACCUGCCGAACAGUAUUCCGUUCAUCUUCGACUUCGACGAGAACAUGAAGAUGGUCGGUGGCAUCCGGUUUCUGGCGAACCAGGAGGACGUCCUCAAGGCCAUGGAAAAAGUGGCCUCGAUCGGAAAGUAAAUGCAUAAUGGGAAAUCCGUCGGGCCGAGCCUACAAUGAGACUCAGGAAGCGAGCGAGGGGGAGAAUAUGAGGCAGCGAGAGCGAGCGAGAGAGAUCGACAGAGACUGUGUCUUCUUUUUGGGAUUGCUGGUAGAAGUAAGCGCAACGGGAACUCGACCUACCUCAUUUUUGUUUGAUCCACUUCGCCACUUCCGAAAUGCGGGGGGCUGAUGCUACUGAAAACUAGUAUGGAAUAUUUAUAUUAUGUGUAGAAAUAAUCGUAAAUCCAGUAUUCUCAAACGGCGUGUAUAUUAUUCAUCAGAAGCCACUUGAUUAUCUAAUUUAUUGCGGUGCACCUCGAAGAUUGUCCAUGGACUCCUCCAUGCAUGUUUUGUUAAGUUUUAAUCUGAAGUGGGUUAGAGUUUAAUUUUUGUUUAAGAACAUAUAUACCUAUGUUAAAUCCAUAU